This is a messenger RNA of Grammomys surdaster, 8203 nucleotides long. RefSeq names its product Rap guanine nucleotide exchange factor 6 (gene Rapgef6). The transcript has 28 exons. The record is from RefSeq and is a predicted model, not a curated record. Lineage: Eukaryota; Metazoa; Chordata; Mammalia; Rodentia; Muridae. Gene Ontology annotation, biological process: small GTPase-mediated signal transduction; positive regulation of ERK1 and ERK2 cascade. Gene Ontology annotation, molecular function: guanyl-nucleotide exchange factor activity; protein binding. Bases 206 to 5023 code for a protein of 1605 amino acids.
GCGCUCUCGCCCUCCCUCGCCCCCGCGCAGGCGUCUUUCUGGCCAGUCGCGCGUGGGCUGAGGCCCUGGGCGGGCGUUGCGAAGGCUUGUUUGCUUGAGUUUAGACCCUGCGACAGUUCUCAUUUCCCUCCCGGUAGGGCUGGCGCAUACCCGGGUCAGGAGAAUGGGCAGCUAGACGCAGGCUAAGGAGCGUGUGGCUGCGGACAUGAACUCGCCCGUGGACCCCGGUGCUCGGCAGGCACUGAGGAAGAAGCCACCGGAGCGGACUCCUGAGGACUUAAAUAUUAUUUAUUCUUAUCUCCAUGGAAUGGAAAUAUUAUCAAACCUCAGGGAGCAUCAGCUUAGGUUAAUGUCUACAAGAGCGCGAUAUGAGAGAUACAGUGGCAAUCAAAUGCUUUUUUGUUCAGAAACUAUUGCCAGAUGUUGGUAUAUCCUGCUUUCUGGAUCUGUACUUGUAAAAGAUUCUAUGGUCCUUCCUCCAUGCAGUUUUGGUAAGCAGUUUGGAGGAAAAAGAGGAUGUGAUUGUCUUGUAUUAGAACCUUCAGAAAUGAUUGUGGUAGAGAAUUCCAAAGAUAAUGAAGAUAGUAUUUUACAAAGAGAAAUUCCUGCCAGACAGUCUCGACGAAGGUUUCGGAAAGUUAACUAUAAAGGAGAACGCCAAACCAUAACCGAUGGGGUGGAUGUUAAUAACUACCUUUCGCUUCCAGCUGAUCUUACCAAGAUGCACCUCACAGACAGCCCUCAUCCACAGGUGACUCAUGUGUCUUCUAGUCAGUCUGGCUGUAGCAUUGCCAGUGACUCUGGGAGCAGCAGUUUAUCUGAUAUCUACCAGGCUACAGAGAGUGAAGUAGGAGAUGUAGAUUUAACACGUCUUCCAGAAGGACCUGUUGAUUCUGAGGAUGAAGAGGAGGAGGAAGAAGAGAUUGAUCGAACAGAUCCACUGCAGGGUCGAGAUCUUGUUCGGGAAUGUCUUGAAAAGGAACCCGCAGACAAAACGGAUGAUGAUAUUGAACAGUUACUUGAGUUCAUGCACCAGCUGCCUGCCUUUGCAAAUAUGACCAUGUCUGUAAGGAGAGAGCUCUGCUCUGUCAUGAUUUUUGAAGUAGUAGAGCAGGCUGGGGCUGUUAUUCUUGAAGAUGGGCAAGAGCUUGACUCAUGGUAUGUCAUUUUAAAUGGCACUGUAGAAAUUAGUCAUCCAGAUGGGAAAAUUGAAAAUCUCUUCAUGGGAAAUAGUUUUGGAAUUGUUCCCACUCUGGAUAAGCAGUACAUGCGUGGAGUUGUCAGAACCAAAGUCGAUGAUUGCCAGUUUGUCUGCAUAGCUCAACAGGACUAUUGGAGAAUUUUAAAUCAUGUGGAAAAAAAUACCCAUAAAGUUGAGGAAGAGGGAGAAAUUGUCAUGGUACAUGAGCACCGUGAACUAGACCGAAGCGGAACCAGGAAAGGACACAUUGUAAUCAAGGCAACACCUGAGCGUCUCAUCAUGCAUUUGAUAGAAGAACAUUCUAUUGUGGACCCAACAUAUAUAGAAGAUUUCCUGUUAACUUAUAGGACAUUUCUUGGAACUCCUUUGGAUGUUGGGAUCAAGCUUUUAGAAUGGUUUAAAAUUGACAGCUUAAGAGAUAAGGUGACCCGGAUUGUACUCUUAUGGGUAAAUAAUCAUUUUAAUGAUUUUGAAGGUGAUCCUGCUAUGGCUCAAUUUCUAGAAGAAUUUGAAAAAAAUUUGGAAGAUACAAAAAUGAAUGGUCACCUCAGAUUAUUGAAUAUUGCCUGUGCCGCAAAGGCUAAGUGGAGGCAAGUUGUACUGCAGAAGGCAUCCCGUGAGUCCCCGCUGCACUUCAGCCUUACUGGAGGCAGUGAGAAGGGAUUUGGUGUCUUUGUUGAAGAAGUAGAGCCUUGUAGCAAAGCUGCUGACGUAGGACUGAAGCGGGGUGAUCAGAUAAUGGAAGUCAAUGGACAAAACUUUGAGAAUAUUACAUUUGCUAAAGCACUUGAAAUUUUGAGGAAUAAUACUCAUCUUGCACUUACUGUGAAGACCAACAUUUUUGUGUUCAAAGAAUUGCUCAGUAGGACUGAACAAGAGAAAUUGGGUGUUCCUCAUAUUCCCAAAAUUGCUGAAAAAAAAAGUAAUCGCCAUUCAAUUCAAGAUGUUCCAGGGGAUAUUGAGCAGGCACCACAGGAGAAAGGAAAUAAGAAAAUUAAAGCAAAUACCGUUUCAGGUGGAAGAAACAAAAUCAGGAAAAUUUUGGAUAAAACACGAUUUAGUAUCUUGCCUCCAAAACUAUUUAGUGAUGGAGGCCUGAGUCAGUCACAAGAUGACAGUAUUGUGGGAACCAGGCACUGUAGGCACAGCCUGGCUAUAAUGCCAAUUCCUGGAACACUCUCAUCCAGCAGCCCAGAUCUCUUACAGCCUACCACUAGCAUGUUGGACUUUUCCAAUCCUACAGAUAUUCCUGAUCAAGUUAUAAGAAUUUUCAAAGCAGAUCAACAAAGUUGCUACAUUAUCAUCAGUAAAGAUACCACAGCUAAAGAAGUGGUCUGCCAAGCUGUACAGGAAUUUGGUUUGACUGGUGCAUCUGACACAUACUCUCUCUGUGAAGUUUCUGUUACUCCUGAGGGUGUUAUAAAGCAGAGAAGACUUCCGGACCAGUUCUCCAAGUUAGCUGAUAGAAUUCAACUCAAUGGAAGGUAUUAUUUAAAAAAUAACAUGGAAACAGAAACAUUGUGUUCUGAUGAAGAUGCCCAGGAACUACUUAAGGAAAGCCAGCUAUCCAUGCUGCAACUCAGCACCAUUGAGGUUGCCACCCAGCUGUCAAUGAGAGACUUUGAUUUGUUUCGUAAUAUUGAGCCUACUGAAUACAUUGAUGAUCUUUUUAAAUUAGAUUCUAAAACAGGAAAUACUCACUUAAAACAAUUUGAGGAAAUUGUAAACCAAGAGACAUUCUGGGUUGCCUCAGAGAUCUUAAGUGAGUCAAAUCAGCUGAAAAGAAUGAAGAUUAUUAAACAUUUUGUUAAAAUUGCCCUUCAUUGCCGAGAAUGCAAGAAUUUCAAUUCCAUGUUUGCAAUAAUAAGUGGCUUGAACCUGGCACCAGUAGCACGACUCAGAGGCACUUGGGAAAAGUUACCAAGCAAAUAUGAGAAACAUCUUCAUGAUCUACAAGACCUCUUUGAUCCAUCUAGAAAUAUGGCAAAAUACAGAAAUAUUCUUAGUAGUCAAAGCAUGCAGCCUCCAAUUAUUCCACUCUUCCCUGUUGUCAAGAAGGAUAUGACAUUCCUCCAUGAAGGAAAUGACUCCAAAGUAGAUGGCUUAGUAAACUUUGAGAAGCUAAGAAUGAUUGCCAAGGAAAUCCGUCAUAUUAUUCGAAUGACUUCUGCUAACAUGGACCCUGCCAUGAUGUUCCGACAGAGGUCAUUAAGUCAAGGCAGCACAAAUUCUAACAUGCUAGAUGUCCAGGGAGGUGCUCACAAGAAAAGAGCACGCCGCAGCUCACUGCUGAAUGCCAAGAAACUGUAUGAAGAUGCCCAAAUGGCAAGGAAAGUGAAACAGUAUCUUUCUAGUCUGGACAUAGACACAGACGAGGAGAAGUUCCAGAUGAUGUCACUGCAGUGGGAACCUGCAUAUGGUACCUUGACAAAGAACUUAACUGAGAAGAGGUCAGCCAAAUCAUCUGAGAUGUCUCCUGUGCCAUUGAGGUCAGUUGGCCAAACAGCUAAAGUCCACUCGAAUCAGCCACACAGAACAAGCCAAGUGCUUCAGGUGCCAGCAGUUAAUCUGCAUCCCAUCCGGAAGAAAGGACAAGCCAAAGACCAUGUGCUGAGUUCAGGUUUACCUCAGAAAGGUUUAGGACCAACUGAAGAAGUGAGUGGUAAGAAACACACAGAAGACACUAUUUCUGUAGCAUCCUCUCUUCACUCUAGCCCUCCUGCAUCUCCUCAAAGCUCCCCUCGCAAAGGUUAUACACUCACACCAUCAAGUAAAUGUGACAACUUGUCUGACUCCAGCCACAGUGAAAUCUCCUCUCGGUCCAGCAUUGUGAGCAAUGGUUCUGUCGACUCCAUGUCUGCAGCCGGGCAGGAUGAACGCUGUUCCACCCACAGCCUAGCAGUUCCUGAGCCCACAGGGGCAUUGGAAAAGACAGAUCACCCUUCAGGGAUCUCAGACCACAGUCAGCUUGCUCAUGGGUGGAUGCUGUCAAAGCCAUCUCUUAUCAAGGGUAUAGCUGUCUCGUCUUCUCUGAGCAGCGAAGAGAUGUCUCACGAGCAUGUUCUACUGGAAGCAGCUGACAGUGGUCGGGGCAGUUGGACUUCCUGUUCCAGCAGCUCCCAUGACAAUUUCCAAAGCCUUCAAAAUCAAAAAAGCUGGGACUUUCUGAAUUCUUACAGACAUACACAUUUAGAUGACCCUAUUGCUGAAGUUGAGCCCACUGACUCUGAGCCCUGUGCCUGUCCUAAAGGCUGCUCAAGAAGUUGUGGCCAGUGCAAAGGCUGCCUAGAGACGAACCAGCUGAGGCAGAGUUGGGCCUCAUCCAGUUCACUGUCUGACACAUGUGAACCAAACUACGGGACAGUUAAGCGGAGGGUAUUGGAAAGUGCACCAGCAGGGGCACCUGAUGGCUUGGAGCUGAGGGAUACCACUGACCCUGUUUAUAAAACUGUCACUUCCAGUACAGACAAGGGCUUGAUUGUGUACUGUGUCACCUCACCCAAGAAAGGCGAUAGGUAUAGGGAGCCGCCUCCCACUCCUCCAGGAUAUCUGGGAAUUUCUUUAGCGGACCUAAAGGAAGGACCCCACCUGCACCUAAAACCUCCCGACUAUAGUGUGGCAGUACAGAGAUCAAAGAUGAUGCCUAACAGCCUGGCUAGACUGCCUCCAGCUCCUCCCAGCAGCCACACCUCGGCCUGGGUUCCCUCGAAGACCGGAUCCCAGCCUCAGAGGCAUAGCUUGCAGCCGUCCCAUCCCAGACUAGCAGAUGUGGCUGAUGCAGAUAGUGAAGCAGAUGAAAAUGAGCAGGUGUCAGCAGUCUAGCCUUUGGACAGCUCAUGGGAGACCACUGGAAGUCAGGACCAUGGACAAGAGCACGUGGCUCUGCAGGCCAAGGCCAGCAGCUCACUGCUGCCACUAGUGCUGUGGCUCCCACACUGGCUCGGAGGAUGAGCUCUUCUGAGUCGUGCUUCCUUUUGUUCUGUCCCUGAAGAUGCAGGCCCUUACCUGGGUGUUGCACCUGAUCUCAACCUAUACUUUGCACAUCACUCCUGCCUUGGGACUACUACAUCAAGCUCAGAGUUGUCCCCCGUAUAUCACUAUAAGUUUUUCUUUUCGAGAGUCAUUUUAAAGAUAGUGGUAUUAUUAUUUCCAAGCCAUAGCUUGGGCUAAAAGGACACAUUCAAAAUGUCUACCAAUACCAAGGAUAGUCUUGUGUAUUUGAAAAGUAACUUAUGAUUUGAAGUAUUGUGGUUUUGUUUGUAUUCAAAAGCUCUUGCUAGCUGUUAUUUGUCUUAGUCUAUAAAGCUGUCUGUGGUUUGAGCAGCAGACAUCAUCCCAACACAGGUACGGAGAUGCGGCACCAUUGUAGCAGACACUCCGGUGGGAACUAGUCACCUGUACAGGUGUAGUGCAAGCAGCCAGCACAUCAUGAUGUGGGCUACAGCAGCUACAGGGGUCUUAGCGGGCUUUAGGAAAGGAGAGCAAAGCCGGAAUAGGAAGGGAGAACUCUAAUUUCAAAGAAGGAAAGACUAGCAUUGAACUUGUUUCUGAAAUGAACAUCUUGUUGCAUCCAAUUCUGAGGAUACUACAAACCCACUGGCAAUGGCUUCUAAAGAGUUUUUAUUCUAUAGAAACCCUAAGCUAACAUUUCACAGCAUAAGUAUGGAAUUCCUAGUUUAAAAGAAAUAUUGUAGGAGCUGGAGAGAUGGCUCAGUGGUUAAGAUGUCUUGCAGAGGGCCCGGUUUAAUUCCAGCACUCAUGUGGUGGCUCACAACUGCCUGUAACUCCAGAUCCAGGGGAUCCGACAUCCUUGUCUGACCUCCACAGGCACUGCAUGCAUGUGGUACAUAGACAUACGUGCAGUCAAAAUACCCCUAUACAAAAAAGUAAAAUACAUAUAUAUAUUCAUUCUCAUGGAUGCAAUGGUGGAGGUUCCCUGGGCCUGUGCUGUGGCUUACAGCACACAACGACAUGUGCAAUCAUUGAACUUGAGCUUUGAGCUUUCCACAGAGCUCAGUCACUACGAGGUAGACUCGUAUAAGAGAGAGAAGCUAGAACAAUGGAGGAGACGUCUAUCCUAAAAGGGACAUUCUUUUUGACCUCCUGGACAUGGCACUCUUAAGUAUAUAAUUCAAAUUCAGUGACUGCUUAUUAAAUAAAGUGGACUUUUCACAGUUUUACAAAUUAAGUAUAACAUUUUGUAUAUAUGUUUAAAGGUUUUGAUUUGCUUUUUAAUGUAAAGGCAAAUAAGAUUUCAUAAACUUCUGUAAUUACAAAAAAAGCCAAAGCCAUUGAAAGUGCACUGACCAUGGCAGCUUUGCUACAGAGCAGUCAUGUGACCAACUGCCUUUUCAAGUUUGUACUUUUCCCUUGCUCUCUCUUCCUGUUUUUCUGUCCAAUCACUCGAGAGUCAGAACAGUUCCAAAUGUAACAGUAUUGUGUCUUCCCACAGAAUGCCUGUCUCUAGGAAACAUAAUGGCUGAAGAAUUCCCCUGGGGAAACAUUUACCCAAAAGCCUUAGACAUGAGCCCAGGUGCCGUGCCGUGCCGUGCCGCGCCGCGCCGCACAGCCUUACUGACCCUUUUAAGUGCAAAGUAGCCUGAGUGUCAGCUGCAGCUUGACAGCCAUGCUUAACUGAUCUGGCCUAUGAACUGUGCUGUUUUCUGAUUGUGAAUCUUUUUAUUCACCUACUUGCAGAUUGUUUUCAUGUCCAAAACAAAAGAAAUAUUUUUGCUAUACCUACCUUUUUAUCCAAGUUUGGGUACUCAUUGUCACCAUUUUCUAUCCAUUGCUCCUGAAAAAUAUGCUGUUUGCACCGCUUCUUUAUCCACCAGGUCUUUAAACAGAUGGACCCUUUCCUGCCUUGGUCCUUAAAGAUGAAAAUGUCUUGCACACCUGCAUUGUGUAAGCUGCCUUGGUUUUAAUCGAGCUUUAUCUGUGAGUGUUCAGACCAACUGAUCACAUUGAUCAGAAUAAAAACCAAAUGCUUUGUAGUUUGGUGUAUAUGAGUCCCUGAAAAAAUCAUGUCUGCUUUUUUUUACUUUGUCGUGUGACUAGAGCAAGGGAAGCCUUAAAGCCCAUGCUUGUUCCAGGUCCAAGCCCCCAUUUGUCCUUGUUCUAAGUGUGCAACAUUACUAAAAACACUAGUGCACAGCACCUGCCAAAACUAUCAAAGCAGGAGACUGUUAGUACAGAGUUUUGCCAAAUAAUAAAUUUCAACAAAAUCUCAUAGUAAACCAUUUAGAGAUUAGUGAGUCCAGCCACUGCUUACAGCAAGGUUACUUGCAGUCACCAAACUUCAUUUCCUCUAACUGAUGUCUUUAUAAAUGACCUUUGAGGAGAAAAGUCCUUUAGAGAGUAUUUAUGAGGGUGACAUGUUGAUUACCUCCAUGGUCUCUACCAAGCUGGAAGAGUAGCAGUAACCAUAAAGAUCUCCUUACAGAAUUACAAAGAAAGAAAAAGGAAAAAAGAUUUCCUUAAAAAUGUAAAGCAGUGAUUAUUUGGAUGUAAAGGUUCUAGAAGACAUUGAGUGUAUCCUUGCAGCAUCCUAUUACAUGCUCCAAAAAAGGUGGAGUCCACCAAGAUGAGUCAGGUACAUUCUCAAGUGGAUACUUGAGCCCCAGUCGUCUUUAGCUUUCGUGUUGUUUAAAAGGCCUUUUUUAUUUUUAUUGUACAAAAUGAAUGCAGUUGAACUUGAUAGGUGUUUUAAAAUUGAAAUGUGAGUUUGUCAAAAACAAAAGCAAAAUUGCACAGUUGCUAGGAUCAAGUGACAAUUAUCUGCACAAUUCAAUGAUUGUAAGGCAUCCUGUCACAAGCAAUGUUGUCUUCUGGUUUUUGAUGCCUCUUAAACUUAUGUCUUUUAGAAAGACAGUGCCUCUGUAUGCUUUGUAUUUUUACUGAAUGUAAAUACUUGUUAUAUUUUGGUUAAGAAAAUGUAAGGGUAUCAUUUAUUACCACAUCUCCUAAUUCAUCAGAACCAAUAAAGAACAUGCAUUAACUGUG